CAGAUUGUGAAGUCCGUCAGUUGGCUCGAGGUCUAGCCAUGGAUCAGACGUACUGUGUAAUCGGUCUAAUUUUGGUGACACUCUCGCUUUUAUACCGGCAUUUGACCAGCACUUACGGUUACUGGAAAAACAAGUCGGUACCAUGUUUGAACGGAGCUUUACCGGGUCUCGGACACAUCGCGCCGAUGAUUUUUCUGCGAAAGCAGAUGUCGGAUAUGUACAGAGACUUCUACAACGAGAUGCCGGGUCGCAGUGUAAUCGGUCUCUACAACUUUCGAAGACCGUCCUUGAUGCUGUGCGAUCCGGAAUUGGUGAAGUGCAUAAUGACGAACAAAUUUAAGGAUUUCUCCCACAAUGACUUUGAGAUAGACACAAGAAUGGAUCCCAUACUGGCCACUAAUGCCGGCUUUACAAACGGAGAUCACUGGAAAGCAUCGAGACAGCAAUUGAGCUCGGCCUUCACCUUGGGGAAGCUUAAAUAUUUAUUCAAGUCCAUCAAGAUCACUUGCGGUGAGCUCGACGGGUAUUUAAAUAAAAAAUGCAGCGUAAAUGAUCGCCGUGAUACAGUGGAGCUGGAAUUGAAGGAUCUGUUCUCGAAAUACACAGCUGGGAUCGUCGCAAGCUCAGCUUUUGGCAUCGUCGAUGACAGUUUUAAAAGUGACGAUAAAUACGGAGCUUUCAGAGCCACUGGACGGCUGAUGUUCGAGCCGUGGUUCGCGAAGAGUCUGAUCCGGAACAUCAUGCUGUUCAUACCGGUGCCGUCGAGGAUCAUAAAGACACGUUUCAUACCCAAAGAAGUGGAUCAGUUCUUUAGGAAGGUCGUCAAGGACGUUAUCAAGCACAGAGAAGAGCGGGGCGGCGAAUACACGGACUUCUUGCAGCUCAUGAUCGAGACCAAGAAGAAGGCCAAGGUCGACCUGAGCUUGGAGCAAUUAGUCGACAACGACGUCAUCGCGUCUCACGCAGGUUCCUUCUUUUUCGACGCGUACGGAUCGAUCAACGUCACCCUGAGUUUCCUGGUAUUCCAGAUCGCCGAACACCCCGAAGUCCAAGAUCGUCUCCGCCAGGAAGUCGUAGACAUCGUUUCAGAUAGUGGUGGCCUCACUUACGAAGCUGUCCAACGAAUGGUAUACAUGGAUCGAGUCAUCAACGAAUCCGCACGCCUUUAUCCCGCUUUUGGAGCACUUUUGAAACGGUGUACGAAUGACACUGAGCUCGUAGGUUCGGACGGAAUCACUUGCCAAGUCAGUACUGGAACUUCUAUCGUGAUACCGGUUGCUGCUUUGCACAUGGAUCCCGAGUACUGGCCGAAACCUGAGGAAUUUAAUCCUGAACGUUUCACCGAGGAGAACAAACAGCGGCGACACAAAUUUGUCUAUCUUCCGUUUGGAGGGGGGCCGAGGAUUUGUCCUGGACAACGGGUCACCGUGUUCAUCGUGAAGGCUGCUGUCGCGACGAUCAUUCAGAAGUACAGAUUCGAUCUGUCGUCGCGAAACAAAAUCCCCAUUCAAUUGAACCCAAACUACUUUGUGACUACUGCUGUUGGCGGACUUUGGGUGAAAUUCACACCAUUGUGAAACGAGCUGCUUCUUCAUGAACUGUUAAUGUAUGAAUUUUGGCUCUUUUGGCCUCGCAAGUCAAAUCAGCAUCUGAUAAAUUAUAAUUGUUUUCAAUUUCACUUGAGUUUUGCUCAAGCUGGUCUUGAUGAUAAGGAGGUACAUUCACUUCAUUAAAAGUAUCUCAUAUUAUCCUUCCUAGUUUCGGUUGUUGAAAACAUUUCUUCUUAACGCAAAACGAUUUACACAAGUGCAGUUGAUUUUGUAUACCAGAAACUAGUUGAGAAUAAAAAAAGUAUAGUAGUUAUCCAGUCAUCCGACACCGUUCAAAUGUUACGUAACGCUGAGUGGAGAAGGGGGGAAGGGGGGGGGGGGGCGCGAAAACAGAUAAAAACAUCGUUGUGUAAUAACUAAACGAGUCCUGAGAUAAUUAAGCGGUAGAUGAAUAUUCAUUUCGGUAGGAAAAGAAAUACUUCUAACAAUAAGAUGUCAUUAUGAUUCUCAUAUCGAUAUAAUAAUGUGCUCAGUAAUGAUGUCUUUAAUGGGAUAUUUCAUGGAAUUGAGUGAACCAAUUACUUUUUCGUUAGUCGCAUAGUUUGACCACUCCAGGUUUCACCAAAAACAGACGAUCUUUAUCCAAGUUCACAUUUCAACCGAAUAAAAAUAGAUAAAACAUCGAAACAAGUCGCACAAUCCUCGAAGCACGUUUUCGAACAGACCUUUGACACUAAUCUCUAAUCUAUUCGGUACCGGAAGUACUAUGUCUUUAUAGUAUACCAGAUUCCCGGGAAAUUUUUUUUUUCCUUCAUCUUGAUAAACAUUUUUCAAAUCAAUUGUGAUUAUAUUUGAUUUACGUGAAUCCAAAUUUUGAAGAAUCGAAGAGCUACCGAAAUUUCCUUAGAUGUAAGUAUAUUUACGUACACUCAAGUUGAUUUGAUGUUGUCAAUAAACGCUUAUGCUUAUUA
Molecule: messenger RNA, 2521 nt
Organism: Neodiprion fabricii
Lineage: Eukaryota; Metazoa; Arthropoda; Insecta; Hymenoptera; Diprionidae
Product: cytochrome P450 9e2-like
Exons: 1
Coding region: 39-1577 (512 amino acids)
Molecular function (GO): heme binding; oxidoreductase activity, acting on paired donors, with incorporation or reduction of molecular oxygen; monooxygenase activity
Source: RefSeq, a predicted model, not a curated record